AUGUCCGUGUCGGUGAACAACUUGGAUGGUAAGCUGGACGUGGUAGACAUCACCGCGUUGAGUGCUGCGUAUGAGCCGGAGGAGGUGCUCGGCGAGGGAACGUACGGCAUCGUGUUCCGAGCCCGCAACAAAGCGACCGGAGCCAAGUACGCCAUUAAAAAACUCCGACUAGACGGCUUCUCUGAAGGCGUGCCAGCGACCACUAUCCGCGAGGCGACUCUCUUACACGAUCUCAACGACAACCCAAAUGUGGUGAAGCUUCUAGAUGUCGUGUGCAGCGACCAUCGCGUCUACCUCGUUUUCGAGCUGCUUGACGAAGACCUCCGCAGCUUUAUCAAGCGGUACCGUCCCGUCAGCGGGCAGAAACCCACAAAUGGGACAGCGGUGCCGCUUCACCUUGUGCGCGAGUUCACGCGCCAGAUGCUCUACGCGUUGUGGACAUGCCACAACAGCCGCAUUUUACAUCGAGACCUGAAGCCGGGCAACAUCCUCGUGGCAAACUACCGCGACAGGAAUGGGCAGACGAAGUUCUACGUGAAGCUGGCCGACUUUGGGCUAGCACGCAUGUUCGAGAUGUCAGUGCAGACAUACACGCACGAGGUCAUGACAUUGUGGUAUCGCUCCCCCGAGAUUAUUCUCGGCGAUCGUCAUUACACGCCGGCGGCAGAUGUGUGGUCGGUGGGCUGCAUCGUCGCAGAGAUGAUUCUCGGCUAUUCCCUCUUUCGUGGCGAGAACUGGCGCGACCAGCUGGACAAGGUCUUCUACGUAGUGGGCACCCCGACGGAGCAGACGUGGCCGGGCGUCACGAAGCUGCCUGGCUACGACCGCAACUUCAAAGUGUACCACGUGGCACCCCUGCCGACGCGGCUGCGCGACUACGACGAGAAAGCGGUCGAGUUCAUUGCCUACUUGCUUGUCACAAACCCAAAACUUCGGCCCACCAUUCCGGAUAUCCUGGAACACCCCUUUAUCAAGGAUGCGUAG
Messenger RNA from Leishmania mexicana MHOM/GT/2001/U1103, 984 nucleotides. Its product is annotated as putative cdc2-related kinase. The transcript has a single exon. Gene Ontology annotation, molecular function: ATP binding; cyclin binding; cyclin-dependent protein serine/threonine kinase activity. Gene Ontology annotation, cellular component: cyclin-dependent protein kinase holoenzyme complex; cytoplasm; nucleus. Bases 1 to 984 code for a protein of 327 amino acids. The record is from RefSeq and is a predicted model, not a curated record. Gene Ontology annotation, biological process: G1/S transition of mitotic cell cycle; regulation of G2/M transition of mitotic cell cycle; protein phosphorylation. NCBI's taxonomy places the organism in Eukaryota, Euglenozoa, Kinetoplastea, Trypanosomatida, Trypanosomatidae.